This is a messenger RNA of Apodemus sylvaticus (European woodmouse), 6644 nucleotides long. RefSeq names its product kelch repeat and BTB domain containing 11 (gene Kbtbd11). Gene Ontology annotation, molecular function: protein binding. Lineage: Eukaryota; Metazoa; Chordata; Mammalia; Rodentia; Muridae. Bases 891 to 2792 code for a protein of 633 amino acids. The transcript is spliced from 2 exons. The record is from RefSeq and is a predicted model, not a curated record.
UGCGCGCGAGUGGUCCCGUGCGCAUGCGUGUCACACACCCCACGUCCCCCGGCCAGGCUGCGUGUCCUGGGUUCCGGUGGGUUGCAGGGGUGGAGGGAGAGCGGCGAGCGGCGAGCGGCGAGCGGCGAGCGGUGAGGAGCAAGAAAUCGGAGAGUGAUGUGGGAACCUGACGAGGAAGGAAGCAGCAGAGGCUUCCGAUGACAAAUGAGGAAAACCUGGGUACACACAGGAGCUGCCUUUCCAGACACUCGCCCAUAGGUGGAGUGGUUCCCUGGGUGAUCAGUGUGGGUGCAGAGCUGCCACCCAGAUUCAGACACACACUUCAGCGGAAUUCUGGGCUUCACAGCUGGAGUCUAUAGAACAGAGCUGAAGCUAAGGAUUUAAAUGUGGCCACAGCCUAUGGAGAAUUUGUUGGUUCUGGGUCUACAGUACUGUGAUACAAGGUGACUCAGUGGGUCCACAUAGAGACCAAGGAAGGCUAUGCUGUGGACCAGACACACUUAACCUCAGUUCUCCAAAGGAGCAACACAAGGCAGCCUCAGCUCAGGGCUGUCGGACGGACGUUCAAACUGCAAAAAAAUCAAAACAAAGCAAAAAACAAAACCCUCAGUUGCCACCAGGCUGGCUCACCUCCGCCCCAACGGAUAUAGCCUGAGUUGAGGUUCCCCUUUUGAAAGUUCAGAGAGAGUUGGGCGUGUCCUCCUCACAAGAGAGGAGAGUAGGAAGGGCAAGGUGGGAGUGGCGUGAACAGGGAGGGGGUGGACAGAUGUGAAAUCUGAUCUGGUGCCAAGGAAAGGGUACGUGCUGCCAGAGACCCCAGGGCAAAGCUCAGCCUCCACCCGGCAUAUGUAGCUCCUGAGCUGGCCGACUGCACACAACACAACCUGGUCAUGGAGAACUCGGUGGCGCCUUUCGUCCUCUAUCCGGGAACUGAGGCCAGGACUCCGGGAGAGGACAGCCUGCCUCUGCCAGCCGAGGAAGAGGGCGCUGCGUCCCCAGCGCAGACACCCUGCAGUCUCAGCGCCUCACUGUGUUUCAGCUCCGGGGACGAUUCCCCGCCGCAGUCUCGCGCCUCUGCCGCGGAGGGCUCUGAAGCCUCUCCGCCUUCCCUCCGCAGCGACCUGCGUGUGGUGGAGACGCAGUGGGAUGUCAGCAGCGCCGCGUCCCCUGAGUCCCCGGAGGAGUGCGCGCGCCCGGAAGAGCCCGCUUCGCCGGAGGAACCCCCUUCCCGCCACGAGCACGCGCGUCCCGUGGGGCUCGAGUCUUUAGACGAGCUUGGGGAGCCCGUGCCUGUGCCGCCCGGGAUCGGGUCCGUGCACGGAGAGCCCGACCUGGUCAUCGAGGUGGCCGGUCGCCGGUUGCGAGCUCAUAAGGCGGUGCUGGCGGCGCGCAGCGACUACUUCCGCGCGCGCGCGUCCCGGGACGUGCUGCGGGUGCAAGGCGUGAGCUUCACCGCCUUGCGGCUGCUGCUGGCCGACGCGUACAGUGGGCGCAUGGCGGGCGUGCGGCCCGACAACGUGGCCGAGGUGGUGGCCGGCGCGCGCCGCCUCCAGCUGCCCGGCGCUGCGCAGCGCGCCACCGAGGCCAUGGCGCCGCAGCUGAGCCUGGACAACUGCUACGAGGUGCUGAGCGCAGGCAAGCGGCAGCGGCUGAGCGAGCUGCGCGACGCCGCCUACCGCUUCAUGAGCGACCACUACCUGGAGGUGCUGCGCGAGCCCGCAGUCUUCGGCCGCCUGUCCGGUGCAGAGCGCGAUCUGCUGCUGCGGCGCCGCCUGGGUACGGGCCGCGCCUGUCUGCUGGCCGCCGCGCUCGGGACGACCGGGGAACGCUCGGGCAGUCGACCGCAGAGCCCGUCUGGGGACGCUGAGUCGCGCGGGGACGCGGCCGUUUAUUGCUACCAGGCGGAGGCCGGGGAGUGGCGCGAGCUGACACGGCUGCCCGAGGGCGCACCGGCGCGGGGCUGCGGCCUCUGCGUGCUCUUCAACUACCUCUUCGUGGCGGGCGGUGUGGCUCCUGCGGGUCCCGAUGGCCGCGCGCGCCCGUCGGACCAGGUGUAUUGCUACAACCCGGUCACCGACUGCUGGAGCACUGUGCGGCCACUGCGCCAGGCGCGCUCGCAGGUGCAGCUGCUGGCCCUGGACGGCCACCUGUACGCCGUGGGUGGUGAGUGCUUGCUCAGCGUGGAGCGCUACGACCCACGAGCUGACCGCUGGACCGCGGUGGCCCCGCUUCCCCGGGGCGCCUUUGCAGUGGCCCACGAGGCUGCCACCUGUAACGGCGAGAUCUAUGUGUCCGGGGGCUCGCUCUUCUACCGCCUGCUCAAGUAUGACCCCCGGCGCGAUGAGUGGCACGAGUGCCCAUGCAGCAGCAGCCGAGAGCGCUCUGCCGACAUGGUGGCCCUCGACGGCUUCCUCUAUCGCUUUGACCUGUGUGGGAGCCGCGGUGAUGCUCAGGCUGCAGUAGGUUCAGGUGGCGGGGUCAGUGUUUUCCGCUACCAUUGCCUAGCCAAGCAGUGGAGCCAGUGUGCUGCACACCUGAGGCCUCCCGGCGCACCCGCAGGCCUCCAGCCCUUUCGUUGUGUUGCCCUGGAUGGUACCAUCUACUGUGUAAGCCGCGCCGGAACCUGGCGUUUCGUGCCUUCUCAGGACACUGAGGCUGGCAGCGAGAUGGGACCUGGUGGCAGCUUUGAGCCUGAGCCCCUGGGAUCCCCCCUGGAUGUCCGGGGUGUACUCUUUCCAUUUGUACUCAACCUGCCUGAGAAACCGGACCGCGGGGAGCAGGGUACAGCCUAGGACAGGAUCAGCUAGGCAGCUCCACUGUCCAGCAUUGGGGGGAGGGUCUGAGAAGAAUGGGCUACCCUCCCAAGUGGGGAAGGAAGGGCAAAGAGGUCUCAGGAAUGGAGGAAGCGGAAAGGCCACAGUGCAUCAUCAUGCAGACGCUUUGAGAGUAAAAGAAGCUUCGCUGGCUCUGAAGACAUUUUUGCAAUGCUGAUUUAAGCCUUGCUUUGCAGUUCUGGAUUCUGCUCUUGCUUUGCUUGUUUAGUGGGGGUUCGUAGCUUAGAGUGUGGGAAGAUACAGAUAAGCCAUGUGUAAGGGAAGAAGGAGUAGAAGAGGCCACGGAUAAAGUGGGAUGCAGGUGCGGACUCAGGUGUAAUGAGGAGCCUGCCCAGUCCCCUCCUUACCACCCACCAGUGAGUGCAAGGUUCUUAAACCUGACCAGGGUCCUGAAGUAGGCCAGGUAUCCUUGCAAUGGCAGAGAGAAGGUCACACCCCGAUCCGAGGUUUAAAACCAUAACUUAUAAGAUCUGCCCAACCUAAAAAGUUCACCGAGUGUUUGCAAGUUUUUGCAGGCUCAACUUCAAAAAGUUAAUUUAUCAAGUACUGAAGGCAAGUCAUUGUUGACCAGCAGAGUUGCCUUCAUUGAUGGAAAUAUUAACAAGUAGCACGCUGACUGGGGAAGGGCGGCCAGCAAGGGUGAAAGGCCCUCAGGUCAGGGUGCUCUGUCAGCUCUGCGAGCUCACCCACUUUCCUGUUUUAGAAUGAUCUAGGGCUUUUUUUUUUUCCUCCCUAGAACAAGGAAGUUAAAAUCAUGUUUUGACAGUUGCACGCUUUGAACUCUUUGCUUGGUUAUGUUUUGAAUGUGUACCCUCUGUGAUUCCGACGAGGGAGAUUAAUUUACAACCACCUCGAAGGAGGGGUGUGUGGGGUGACAUGUAGGAGGAAAAUGAGAAACACCCGCAUUUUGAAUGUAGGAGAGCAAGUCAGUGCCAUCUAUUUAAGUAACAAAGUGCCCUGCUAGAGUCGGAAGGAGACUCAUACUUAGACAAGGUUGCAAGGACCAAAAUCAAGUCCGUCUGUUUUCUCUCAUGGGUUAGGGUGUUGUGCAUUUGAGAAUACACAGGCAGGGUUGUUUAAAGAGAGGUUAAGGACAAAAUACAAGCUUCUUGGAUGACUGGUUUAGAUCCCAUGCCUAGCCCACUGUGAUAUAACAACGGGGCUCCUAAGCAUUCAGAGUUUCUGGAACAUAGAGGAAACUGCAUUCACCCCACCAUCUCUAUAGAAAUCAUUAGUUAGCUGGGAACUAGGUUAUGCUCUGAAAGGUCACAGUGAAGUGUGUUUAGAAACAGCCAGUUUGAAUCUUCUGCAUGACCCAGGGGAAUGGGGUUUAUAGUUCCUGUUUGUGCGUUCUGGUCUCUCUGUGCUUGUUCGUGGUUACUCAUAAACCAAGAGAAUGUCUUGGCAACUUGGUUCAUCAUCUUAAGAAAAACAGACUUCCUAUUGCGUGGUUUUAUUGCUCUUUGAGGGGCGUCCUGGGGAAAGGCUUGCAGAUGAGCAAAGGGAGACAGUACUUAGAGACACACCUUUCAUCUCUUAAGUACCAGGCUUACAGAAUGCUAUCAUGUGACCCUGGCCUGAGAAACCAUUCCUCUGACAUUCACUUUUGAAAUUGGGCCUCUGGGGUGACAUGUCCCCGGAGAGGACAGAUGGACACCAGACAGAAGAGACUUCCCGUGCACAUCGUGCCCCACAGAACACAACACACCCAAGGAAGUCAAAAGGAUAAAUGUACUUAUUUGCAGAUCUUGAAAGAACCUUAGUUCGUUGAUUGAGAAGAGAGGUGUGGCCGAUCUGUUUUUUGAGAACAUACAGAAUAUCUUGUGUUUCGUUUGUGAACUGUGGCUCCCCCCCAUUGAAAACAAAUGCUACGGGCCCUGGCACAUCUCAGCAACCAUGCAUUUUGUUCCUGGGAUCUGGAAGAUUUACUACCCAUCUAUCUGUCUUAGAUUCAUUUCUUGUUGAUAAUAAGCAACUUAAGGAAGAGAGGGUUUAUUGUGGCUCAGAGUUCAGGUUACAGUCCACCGUGCUGUGAAAGUCCCAGGGCGGGACAGGUGCUACUGUCCCCGCAGACAUGAGGCAGCAUUUGAUGCCUUGCCUGUGAUGGUUUGGUUGUGGUUGACCCAGGGAGUGGCACUAUUAGGAGGUGUGGCCUUGUUGGAGUGGGUGUGUCCCUGUGGCACAGGCUUAAGACCCUCAUCUCAUCUGCUUGGAAGUCAGUCUUCUAGCAGCCUCCAGGUGAAGAUGUGGAACUCUCAGCUCCUCCUGCACCACGCCUGCCUGGACGCUGCCAUGCUCCCACCGUGAUGGUAAUGCACUGAGCCUCUGAACCUGACAGCCAGCCCCAAUUACAUAUUGUCCUUUGAAGAGUUGCCUUGGCUAUGGUGUCUGUUCACAGCAGUAGAACCCUAACAGACCCUGCGGCUCAGCUCCCUGUCUCCAUUCCAGUUAAUGUAAUCAAGGCGCAUCCUAAGAGACCCACCUUCCAGGUGAUUCCAGAUUCUGUCAACACCAACCUUUGCCCCCACAAGCCGGAGCGAACUCGACAAGGUAUUGGCUCCCGGUAGGGGAGCCGGCUUUGCUGAGAUGUGUCUCCAGUGUGUGAACCAGGCAGGUGCUUCCUACGUGCUGGUCACAUUCUGCCUCUGACUCCACCUAGGAGUUUGGUUGGCAUGAGCACAGAUCUGACUGUAAAACAAGGCUAAGGUGCUUGGGACACCCAUUCUCAGUUCUUAGGACAUUAACCCUUGUACAGGGCCACCCCAAGUGUUCGAAAGGUCAGCACUGUCUUAAAGAGUAAAUGAUUGAUAGACACACCGAGAUUGACCUUCUGUUUGGUUGACGGGGAAUUACAUUUAUAUUGCCAAGGUUUGUUUGGAAUCUUAGCAACGAGCUAAUGUUUCUCCUUUCUGUUUUGUUCUUUGGUCUGGGACAAGCCCCACCUCUAGUGCGGAUUCUUGGCUUCUCUGUAGACUUGGAAUGCUGUGAUUCUGCUUCUAAGGAAAUGAUGGCAGGAGUUUCUUUUACUCUAAGGAAAAUGAAUGUUGUGGAAAUCUUGUUGGCUGCUUAAUUUCUUGUAUUGGUUUUGUUGCACAGGGGGAAAAAAGGUGUCCGUCUAGUCCUGGUGGUGUCUGUGCUACUUGUUAGCAAACUUUGUCCAGUGUUGGAUCUCUGAGGGCGUGCUGGUCUCUGCUGAAGUCAAGGUAGAGUCAGGACAUGGUAGUUUGGAAUGUCUCAGUGGCAGAUGUGAGCCCAAUAGCUCUUUGGUGUAGGUUUCACUUUAGGAGCCCUCCCUAGCUUACAGAAAGUUUUCAUUUUGAUACUUAUUUUUUUUAAAGUCUCCAUUUCUUUUUUUAAUAUUAUUCACAAGAAGGUAACGACUCCAGCCGAAAGUGGAACUCUGUCGGCACUCUGGGUGCAUCUGUGUUUACCCGAGCAGACGGUCAGAUGCUUGGCCCACAUCCAAGAAGAAGAGGCCUCGCCGUGAGAUGCUGAAGGCCCUGGCAGGACACGGGUCCUGGCAGCAGCCUCACCUGGCAGGCUUGGGUUGAAGUCAAAGUCUGAGCGGAUUCCAAUGUGAGGUUGCACUCCCCUGCCCCGUCAUGCUUGGUAAAGCUCUGACUAGUACCUACCACUAACUAGUACCCAUAUGCCUCCAGUUACUAAACAUAGCACCUGUUUGAGGCUGUCGCUGGAUGUGCUGACGCUUGAGUUUCACCCUAGGCAUAAAAGCUGUAAAACCUUGUAUGUUUGUCACCUGUGCCAAGACGAAAUAAACCGUGCGGAAACUUCCAGCACUCCUGAAACGUU